Messenger RNA from Ilex paraguariensis (yerba mate), 345 nucleotides. The record is from the annotation of a GenBank genome assembly. Lineage: Eukaryota; Viridiplantae; Streptophyta; Magnoliopsida; Aquifoliales; Aquifoliaceae.
AUGAGCAAUAAUUAUCAAAAUAGCUCCACAAACCCUUCUUUCCAUGAGAAGAGAACCAUUAUCUCACAUAAGACCAUAAACUUUGCCAACCUCGAGCAAUUCAUCACCACAGUUUCUUACCUUACCGCAAAAGUUUGCAAAUGUCACCAAAUAUCAUUCUUGCACAAGACCAGACAAAUUCUAACACAAAAGCUUGAGUCAAUAGUAAACAUUCUCAAAUUACUCUACAUAUUAAGGUUUGCUACAAAUACUCUUCCUUCCGAACAAACAAAUUACCUUAUCCAGAUUAUAAACGAAGCAAUCAAAAAUGCAACUCUACGAUCAAACAUUAGCUUAAAACCAUAA